CAUUGGCAAAGAGCAUUUCAUGGACAAGAACUUCUUGGGUUUUCAUUUUUGCUUUGAAACGAGCAAGGUUAAAGAGGUUCCUAUUGGAUCUGGUCUGGAGGUAUACUUCUGAAGAGCUACUAAAUGUAUAUUUGAGUAGGACAGUGAAGAAAAUCCCCAAAAGUGACAGAGUUAGGACACAGCCCUGAUUGACACUGCUCUUGAUUUCAAAUUCUUCUGAAUGAGACCCAUCAAACUGCACUGUUUCACACAUACUGACGUGGAAGGACUUGAUACUUAGGAGGGCAGCUAAUCUUCAGGAUUUGAAACAAACCAUCUCUGCUGACGAGAUCAAAGGCUUUGGUGAGAUUGACAAAUACUAUGUACAGAGAUUUUCUUUGUUCACUGCACUUUUGUUGUAGUCUCAAGGAGAAUGUAAUCUCUUGUCGUGGAUCUACUGGAUCUGAAACCCCAGUGAGACUCAGGGUAGACUGUCUGCAAGGGUCUGCAGUUGUAGCAGGACAGCUUUGGCAAACAGCUUCCCAAUGAUGCAAAGUAUAUGACAGAGGUGGAAUUAUCUUGUCCUUACUGAGCAAGCAGCACUGUCCCUCUUACGGGUACCUUUGCUGUGUCCUUGGACCGAAACCUCUAUAAGCUGGGAUCUGUGAGCAGAAGCGAGAGCUCUGGCUACAGAUCUUUAGCUCAACUUCUUAAUACUGUGUCUGUCUAGAAAAGAUGAAUCAGGAGAGCAGCCCGAGCGAACUACCUGGUGGCCAGGACCCACUCCUAUUGCUGAAAACCCUUCAGUCUCUUUGGACAAAGAAAGAGAUGAAGAAGCAGCUCAAGGAAGAAACCAGGCGGGGCUUUGCAGGUCUGGAAGACCCAUUGGCAGGGCUCUUGGACAUGCUGGAGAGCAGCAGUGAUUGGAAGGGGAAAGGGCACUCCCUUGGGUAUUACAUCACCAAUGAGUUGCAGCUUUGGAUAAAGGAGCAUCCCGCUGUUCAGCAGACUGGCUUGAAGUUGAAGAAGCUCCAGGCCCGAGUGUUCAGAAUAGUAGUCCAGUGCCAACCUAAUCUCAUUGAUCCACUUAUCAACAUUUAUCAGCUCCUUACAGCAGACCGGAGCUAUCUGCUUGGACACGUCAGUCACCUUUACUACAAUGGCAAGUACAAAGAGGCAGUCAUUCUGAGCAUAAAGCUAAGAUUACAGCAGGAUCAAGACUUGGAGAAGAUGUGCACUCCACUGCUGCUUCAAGAUAAAACUAACUUAGUGGAGGCUUAUGUAGCAGAAUAUCCCAAUCUUCAGUGCAAACUUUUACAGAUCCUGGAUGCGUGGCGUGAACCCAGUUUUAAUAUUAAAGACAUCUCAAGGCAGUAUCAAGGGUUGAUCGACUACAGACCAGAUAAAUUUAACCACAAAACAUUGAGCAAGCUGGUCUUCAGGCUCCUUAAACAGUAUAACUUAGAUCCAGCUCUUUGUCCUAAUGUCAUCAAUCAGCAGCACCUAGGAUCACUGAAAUAUCUCUUCUACAAGAGGUUUGUUGAGAAAAGCAUGACUCAGGAGAACUGGACAGAUCAUGUUCAGAGCACCGUGGGGGACAAUCGGUGGCUACAAGAGCAGCUGAUCCAACUCCUGGUCAGUUAUUGUGAUUUGAACACUGCAGCCAGGUGGGCUUUCCAUUAUAACUUCCCUAAGGAGAACCUACCUUAUGGAGUGGCUGACGAGCUUCAGAGACUCAAGAUCCAGGAGAGGGUAGAAGAUGCUGAGAGAACUGAUGAUUAUGAAGAGGACAGGAAGAAGAAUUAUUACCAGCUGCCCAUUCCCAGGGAGAACAUUCACUUCCUGCAGACUUGGGAAGAGAUGCAGCAGUGCAGGGAACAGGUGCUGCAGCCUGGCCAGGUAAUUGGCAUUGACAUGGAGUGGAGGCCUUCGUUUGGCAGUGUGGGGAGGUCGCGUGUCUCCUUGCUUCAGCUCGCUGUCAAGGACCAGGUGUUCCUCUUGGAUCUACUGCAGUUCCAGGAGGAGGUUGAGCAGGAGAAGCUUGCUCACUUUAUCCAGACACUCUUUUCAGACCCAGCCAUCACUAAGCUAGGUUAUGGGAUGUCUGGAGAUCUCACCAGCCUUGCUGCAAUGUGUUCUACUUUUAAAAACCUGAACAGGGAGGUACAAGGCACAGUGGACCUGUUCACAGUAGAUAAACAAUUACAGAAAUGCUUCAGAGACUGGAGGAAGGAUGUCCGGAAGGUCGAUGUACUGUCACAGGAGCAGAGCUGUGAGGACAGAAGGUUCAGGCAGACAGAGAAAGGACUCAGCCUGCUGGUGCAGCAUGUCCUGGGAAAGCCUCUGAAUAAAACAGAGCAGCUGUCCAACUGGGAGAAACGGCCCCUUCGCGAGGAGCAGAUCCUCUAUGCAGCUUCUGAUGCAUACUGCUUGUUGGAAGUGUAUAGGAAGCUGUCUGAGGAUCCAGCAGCCUUUGGUCUGAGUUCAGACCUCACUGAGAGCCUGGUGGAGAAACAAGCCACAAAAUCCAGGGCAAAGAAGCUGCUAAAUAAACAAAAAAUGCCAUCGACCUCCAGACAGCAGUCCAAAGAGGUUGUCAAGGAGGCCUCAAGCCCCUCUCCCAUAAUCUCUCCAAAAGAGUUCAGUGUGGUCUGCGACAAUAUGCUGCAGGGACUUGGGCGCUACCUUCGUUGUCUUGGGGUGGACGUCCGGAUGCUAGAGAAUGAUGAUGACCAUAGAAAAGCUGCUGAGAUUGCCUGGCAGGAAGGAAGGGUCAUUUUAACCUCUGGACUCCCAUAUCAGAUGCUGCGGUCCCAGGUAGGAGAAGGGAGAUGUUUCUCUGUGAACUGUUCAGAAAAAGCAAGGGAGCAGGCCCUACAAGUUCUGAAGCACUUCAAUGUUCAAGUGGCCCUGGCAGAUAUCUUCAGUCGCUGUCAGGUGUGCAACUGUGACAAAUACGUGAAGAUCUCCAAAGAGAAAAUGAGGCAAUUGAUGCAACUCGGUGGAUAUUUAACUGAGGGAGAUGAUGCAGGCUGCCUGGCAAGCACUGAAAAGCAACAAGAGAUGGAUGCAGAGGCCACUGUCCCAGAAUCUGACUCUCCACAGCUGGUUUACAACCCAAACUGCCAGUGGCUGGACGAGUCGGGUCUCAACAUGGAGUCUUUGACACUGGCCAACGGCACCGCCCUGCAGCUGGGAGCCAUCCCAGUCAAGAUGCUGGACAAAGCGGAUCCAUCUUAUUUCUACUGCUGCAGCCAGUGUGGAAAGGUGUUCUGGGAGGGGUCACACUUUGGCUGCGUGGUCUCUCAGUUUAAGGAUAUUUUGGUUGCCACGAAGGAAAAUCCCAGCUUCUAUGAGCUGAGCUGAGGGGAAGGAUUCCUGGCUCAGGCUAAACUACAGAGGAAAGAGCUGGGACUCUCAGGUGGGGUCCUUGUCCCCUGAUGGGUCACAGCAGCUGGCAGAAGAAAUGGACUUUGAUUUGAGGUUGAAGAUUAGGAGCUUGGCUGGUGGGGGAAGCUGUGUUUUGAAGGUGGUGGCAAAGGGCACUCUGUUACCUAGGGCCUUUCUGUGUGUGUACUGUAACAGGGCCAGUGGGAUGUAAUGGCCUUCUCCGCGAUCAUUAAAUCAGAUGUUCAGGGAA
Molecule: messenger RNA, 3619 nt
Organism: Gavialis gangeticus (Gharial)
Lineage: Eukaryota; Metazoa; Chordata; Crocodylia; Gavialidae
Gene: EXD3
Product: exonuclease 3'-5' domain containing 3
Exons: 22
Coding region: 715-3345 (876 amino acids)
Biological process (GO): nucleobase-containing compound metabolic process
Molecular function (GO): nucleic acid binding; 3'-5' exonuclease activity
Source: RefSeq, a predicted model, not a curated record